UUUUUUCUUGAUUCCCGUCAAUUAAAGCCUGUCGCCUUUGGAAUCCCAACAUGACCUGAGACGUUUAGUCACUCUUAAUCUGAUCGAUUCUUCCAUACAUACCCAAAUUGGAAGGCCUGUCUACCCUGUCCGCUGUUCGCCACCUUGGUUCUCAGCCCUCACGCCCACCCAGACCAUGAGCAAUAUAAAGCUGUCGGUCGGUACGCUCGGCCCAUCAUCGCGGUCUCUACCCACCGAUACCAGGAAGCCAAUCGUUAUUGGGAUUGCGUCAAUGUUCAUAUGCCUCGUCACCUUCUUUAUGGCCGUUCGAGUCUACAUCAGAGGUUAUGCCCUGAGAGCAUGGGGCCUAGAUGAUUCGAUGUAUAUGUGGUCUUGCGUAAGUACACAAGCCUCGCGCCUGAUUUUUAUUAUGGACGAUCAUGCACUGAUGAAAAAGAAGGUCCUCGUCAUUGCUUUGUGUGCAACGGCAAUAUGCAAUUUUCUUCCACUAGAUGCUUUAUACGGAUCGCUUGGUGAACAUGCGUGGAAUACCACACUUACCCAGUUCAAAAUCAAUAAUCAAGAGUUCCAGUUUUUGGUCGCCUUCGUUCUUAUGUAUCAAGUAACCUUUACUUGCGUCAAAGUGACAUUCCUCUUGCAGUACCGUCGGGCCUUUGCCUUGCCUUACAUGAAGCGCUUUUGCGAAAUAUUCUUGGGGUUUGUAUUUUUGACCCUGAUCGCAACGCUGAUUAGUGGCGGCAUGGUCUUAAGAGUGCUUCUGCAACCUGUAUAUUCGCCAGGCGGAGAAGGUUCGAGUUUCCUGACUUACGGUUACAUUAACGCUGCUAUUAAUCUUGUGACGAAUGUCACAAUCUUCAUCCUGCCCUUGACGUUAGUAUCUCGGUUAAAUGUUGGAACGACGCAAAAGAUCGGCUUAAUAAUGGGCUUUGGGGUCGGUAUUUUCACCAGCGUCAUCUCAAUCUUGAGAAUUGCCAGCCUACGUUUGGGCCUUGACGCCGUCGAUAUCAACUACCAAAGUGUUCCACUGGCUUUGUUGAGUCUGGCCGAACCAGCGUCUGCGAUUAUCUGCGCUUGCGUGCCACUUCUCCGACCACUCUUGGUUCAGGCGAGGAUGGCUCGAUUAGGGAACAACAGCUCACGCAGACCCCUUUCAGGAUUGACCAACGAUGUGGGUGGUCGAAGGGACGUAGCAACCAGCAUGCCUCCGCCAUCGCCAACAAGUCCGACAACACCACAGAUGGCUGACAUCCGCGAUGUUUGCGGGAAUAUCCAUGGAGAUAUGGAAGGAUAUCUGUCGGAACAUUAGCUGUCCGGCCGCCGGCCGGAUGACUCGUGUGCCCGAAAGGCUACAUAUCGGCCUCUAACGGCC
Colletotrichum destructivum is the source of this 1369-nucleotide messenger RNA. RefSeq lists its product as uncharacterized. The record is from RefSeq and is a predicted model, not a curated record. The coding region runs from base 176 to 1306 and encodes 376 amino acids. The transcript has 4 exons. Lineage: Eukaryota; Fungi; Ascomycota; Sordariomycetes; Glomerellales; Glomerellaceae.